GCGGCCGAGGCCGUGGAGCCAGCCGCCCGCGAGCUGUUCGAAGCGUGCCGCAACGGGGACGUGGAGCGAGUCAAGAGGCUAGUGACCCCCGAGAAAGUGAACAGCCGCGACACAGCAGGCAGGAAAUCCACCCCGCUCCACUUUGCCGCAGGUUUUGGGCGGAAAGAUGUAGUUGAAUAUUUGCUUCAGAAUGGUGCAAAUGUCCAAGCACGUGAUGAUGGUGGGCUUAUUCCUCUUCAUAAUGCAUGUUCUUUUGGUCAUGCUGAAGUAGUCAGUCUCCUUUUGCGACAUGGUGCAGACCCAAAUGCUCGUGAUAAUUGGAAUUAUACCCCCCUCCAUGAAGCUGCAAUUAAAGGAAAGAUUGAUGUUUGCAUCGUGCUCUUACAGCAUGGAGCUGAGCCAACCAUCCGGAAUACAGAUGGAAGGACAGCAUUAGAUUUAGCAGACCCGUCUGCCAAAGCAGUGCUGACCGGUGAAUAUAAGAAAGAUGAACUUUUGGAAAGUGCCAGGAGUGGCAAUGAAGAAAAAAUGAUGGCUCUGCUGACACCCUUAAAUGUCAACUGCCACGCAAGUGAUGGCAGAAAGUCAACUCCAUUGCAUUUGGCAGCAGGAUACAACAGAGUAAAAAUUGUACAGCUGUUACUACAACAUGGAGCUGAUGUCCAUGCUAAAGAUAAAGGUGAUCUGGUGCCCUUACACAAUGCCUGUUCUUAUGGUCAUUAUGAAGUAACUGAGCUUCUGGUCAAGCAUGGUGCCUGUGUAAAUGCAAUGGACUUGUGGCAAUUCACUCCUCUUCAUGAGGCAGCUUCAAAGAACAGGGUUGAAGUAUGUUCUCUUCUCCUAAGUUAUGGUGCAGAUCCAACACUGCUGAAUUGUCAUAAUAAAAGUGCUAUAGACUUGGCUCCCACACCGCAGUUAAAAGAAAGAUUAUCAUAUGAGUUUAAAGGCCACUCACUGCUGCAGGCUGCCCGGGAAGCUGAUGUAACACGAAUUAAAAAACAUCUCUCUCUGGAAAUGGUGAAUUUUAAGCAUCCUCAAACACAUGAAACAGCAUUGGUAAUGUUUCAGAUUAAAGUUUUUAAGAUGCAAUACACUUUCUGCAUUGUUAAGGUUAAUGCUCUGGAUAAUCUUGGUCAGACUUCUCUGCAUAGAGCUGCACACUGUGGUCAUCUGCAAACCUGCCGCCUACUCCUGAGCUAUGGGUGUGAUCCGAACAUCAUAUCCCUUCAGGGCUUUACUGCCUUACAGAUGGGAAAUGAAAACGUGCAGCAACUUCUUCAAGCUUUUCUCAGCCAGGCUUCCUCAUCGAAACCAAAGAACACAAAAAAGUACUUGAGUAUUUUCUUAAUUUUCCCAAGGAUCAAACUGUGUACUGUUCAGAGUGUCAACUGCAGAGACAUUGAAGGGCGUCAAUCAACGCCACUCCAUUUUGCAGCUGGCUAUAAUAGGGUGUCUGUGGUGGAGUAUCUGCUGCAACACGGAGCUGACGUGCAUGCUAAAGAUAAAGGAGGCCUUGUACCUUUGCACAAUGCAUGUUCAUAUGGACAUUAUGAAGUUGCAGAACUUCUUGUUAAGCAUGGAGCAGUAGUUAAUGUAGCUGAUUUAUGGAAAUUUACACCUUUACAUGAAGCUGCAGCAAAAGGAAAAUACGAAAUUUGCAAACUCCUGCUCCAGCAUGGUGCAGACCCUACAAAGAAAAACAGGGAUGGAAAUACCCCUUUGGAUCUUGUUAAAGAUGGAGAUACAGAUAUCCAAGAUCUACUUCGGGGAGAUGCAGCUUUGUUAGAUGCUGCCAAGAAGGGUUGUUUAGCCAGAGUAAAGAAGUUGUCUUCUCCUGAUAAUGUAAAUUGCCGUGAUACCCAAGGCCGACAUUCAACCCCAUUACAUUUAGCGGCUGGUUAUAAUAAUUUAGAAGUUGCAGAGUAUUUGUUGCAACAUGGAGCUGAUGUGAAUGCCCAGGACAAAGGAGGACUUAUUCCUUUACAUAAUGCGGCAUCUUAUGGGCAUGUAGAUGUUGCAGCUUUACUAAUAAAGUAUAAUGCAUGUGUCAAUGCCACGGACAAAUGGGCUUUCACACCUUUGCAUGAAGCAGCCCAAAAGGGACGAACACAGCUUUGUGCUUUAUUGUUGGCCCAUGGAGCGGACCCUACUCUUAAAAAUCAGGAAGGACAAACACCUUUAGAUUUAGUUUCAGCAGAUGACGUUAGCGCUCUCCUCACGGCAGCCAUGCCCCCUUCUGCUCUGCCUUCGUGUUAUAAACCUCAAGUGCUCAAUGGCGUGAGAAGCCCAGGAGCUACCGGAGAUGCUCUGUCUUCAGGUCCAUCCAGCCCAUCAAGUCUUUCUGCAGCCAGCAGUCUUGACAACUUAUCUGGGAGUUUUUCUGAACUGUCUUCGGUAGUUAGUUCAAGUGGAACAGAGGGUUCCUCUAGUUUGGAGAAAAAGGAGGUUCCAGCAGUAGAUUUUAGCAUAACUCAAUUUGUAAGGAAUCUUGGACUUGAGCACCUGAUGGAUAUAUUUGAGAGAGAACAGAUCACUUUGGAUGUAUUAGUUGAGAUGGGGCACAAGGAGCUGAAGGAGAUUGGAAUCAAUGCUUACGGACAUAGACACAAACUAAUUAAAGGAGUUGAGAGACUUAUCUCUGGACAACAAGGUCUUAACCCAUACUUAACUCUGAACACCUCUGGAAGUGGAACAGUUCUCAUAGAUCUGUCUCCUGAUGAUAAAGAGUUUCAGUCUGUGGAGGAAGAGAUGCAAAGUACAGUCCGAGAACACAGAGAUGGAGGUCAUGCAGGUGGGAUCUUCAACAGAUACAAUAUUCUCAAGAUUCAGAAAGUUUGUAACAAGAAACUAUGGGAAAGAUACACUCACAGGAGAAAAGAAGUUUCUGAAGAAAACCACAACCAUGCAAAUGAAAGAAUGCUAUUUCAUGGAUCUCCCUUUGUAAAUGCAAUUAUCCAUAAAGGCUUCGAUGAAAGGCACGCCUACAUAGGUGGCAUGUUUGGAGCUGGGAUUUAUUUUGCUGAAAACUCUUCCAAAAGCAAUCAGUAUGUCUAUGGAAUUGGAGGAGGUACUGGGUGUCCAGUUCACAAAGACAGAUCUUGUUACGUUUGCCACAGGCAACUGCUCUUUUGCCGGGUAACCUUGGGAAAGUCUUUCCUGCAGUUCAGCGCAAUGAAAAUGGCACAUUCCCCUCCAGGACAUCACUCAGUCACUGGUCGACCCAGCGUAAAUGGUCUAGCAUUAGCUGAAUAUGUUAUUUACAGAGGAGAACAGGCUUAUCCUGAAUAUUUAAUUACUUACCAGAUUAUGAGGCCUGAAGGUAUGGUUGAUGGAUAAAUAGUCGUUUUAGGAAGCUAAAUCCACUGAACCUAAAAUCAUCUAAGCAGCGGGUGGCCUCUUAAAUUUUACUCCUUUGCUGAGAAAUAUCAUCUUGUCCACAAGCCUGUGGCAAAAGGAUAAAAAAUGUGAAAGAAGUUUAACAUUCUGACUUGAUAAAGCUUUAAUAAUGUACAGUGUUUUCUAAAUAUUUCCUGUUUUUCAGCACUUUAACAGAUGCCAUUCCAGGUUAAACUGGGUUUGUCUGUACUAAAUUAUAAACAAAGUUAACUUGAAUCUUUUGUAUGUUGUGCAUUGAUUCUAACAGAAAUUGUAAUCCCCUCAACAGAACUCAUUUUACUAAUACAGUACUGUGUUCUUGAAAACACAGCAUUUACACUGAAUACAAUUUCAUUUGUAAAACUGUAAAUAAGAGCUUUUGUACUAGCCCAAUAUUUAUUUACAUUGCUUUGUAAUAUAAAUCUGUUUUAGAACUGCAGCGGUUUACACAUUUUUUUCAUAUGUACUGCACAUCUGUACUUCAUCUUGCAUCAUUAUGAUUGAGUGAACUUUACAUUUGAUUCCAGAGUCUAUGUUAAGCUGUUAACAAAGACUUUGUCAGUUGGGAAAGAUUGAUUUAUCAGAUUUAAUUUGCUGAUGGAAGCAUUUAUCUCUCAUUAGGAAUCUUUCCCACUGAAGAACUUAUUUCAUGAAUACUCUGGGGAUUUAAUUUGUGAUAACUUUGUAUGUAUAAGACACAUUCCAAAGAGCUCUAUGAACCUCCUGAUUAUUAAAGACACUUCUUUUCUGGGUUUCACAUGGGAAAAUUUUCUCAUUUCAUUUUGUGAAAAUUAGAGCGAGUACUUCUUUGUUUUAGAGGCUAAAUCCUGCCACUGAGCAACUAUGUAUUCUUUUCGUGGAGUGUAAAUAGGAAGUUACAUUUCAGAGGUAGGAAGGGUAAUCCUGAAUAAUUUUCCAAUCUUUUCUAAUUACCCUAAAUCUAAAGGGGAAAAAAAAGCAAAUGGGAGUGGGUCAUUUUUUUUGUCCUAAGUAUUUUUUUCUUGUUCUUCUUCCUUGGCCUCACUGUUAUAGCCAAUCUGUACACCAUAAGUAGGCUGAACCCAGAACCAUGAAAUAAAUGUGGGUGUCCCAGUUCUCUCCAGGUCACCUGCAUGGGCAGGUGCUGUGACACGGUGCUUCCUGGUCCUGGGUAGCCUCACUGUGACAUUCACAGUCACUUGGAAAUAUGCUUUGUGCACACAUGGUGACAGGUUUGUUGGGCAGCUGUAGAGGGGAAUGCUGUCCCAUAAAAUGCCAUUCCUGUUUUCUGAUGGAAAACUAUCUUUUCCAUGAAAUAGGCUUAACGCUUCUUGGCACAGAGACAUGAAUUAUAUAUAGCUUGGCAGUCUGUUUGUUGACUCUAGCUGCCUCAGGAGGCAAGGCAGGUUUAUACUGACUUAAGUCUCUGUAAGUGAGAAUGUUCCCCUUCGCUCUAUGUACCAGUUCACUUUUGUUUUAUAUUUUAUUCCAUCUCUAAAUUAUCUGGCUCUUUACAGUAACUUGUACAUAAAGUGCUAGAAAAUCAUGUUUCUUGUCCUAAGUAAGAGUUAAUCAGAGUAAAUGCAUAUCUGGAGUUGUUUCUAUAAUGUAAAUUGUGAUCAUUAUUUAAGAGGUCAGUUUUUGACCUUGAAAGUGCUUUUAUACAGCUCUGUAAUAAUUGCAGUUAUGAUCCUAAAGUAAUUUCUUGGAACACAAGUGGAGUCUGCCAAACUUUAUAUAAUUUUUCAGAUUCUGGAAGCUUCCCGAUUUUAUAAUUAGAAGGUAAUGAGAUGAGUUAAUGGAGUUUAUAUUUACAUAUCUCUCAACAUUGAGCCCAUACCACUCCCCCUGUAAGUGAAUCUGGAAUUGCUUAUCACAUAAAGUCAUCAAGGUCUCUGAGUUUAUAUAGUGCAGCCUGUGUUCUUUCAUCUAAUCCAUUGCUUAAUUACUGUGUUGUUUUCCUAUGAAUGAUUACAUUGUGGUUAAUAUGUUAGCAUGGCAGUAUUUUCAGAUAGCUUUUUGUUUGUUGGCAGUUUGGGGGUGGCUUAGGGGGUGGUUGGGAGGAUUUUUUUGGAGUGUUUGCAUGAAAUAUCUUACUUUAUAAUGAUGGAAUUGCUUUUCUUUUGUCUUGUGAUUUUGUUUUUUUUGAAGUGAGAUUUAACUUUGUGUGUGAGUAGUGCUAUUCUAUCCAUCUGGGGUGUCUUGUACUGUAUCACAUUCCAUGCCCUCAUUUAAUUCUUAAUAAAGUGUUCAUUGGUUUUUCUGGGUA
This is a messenger RNA of Leptonychotes weddellii (Weddell seal), 5623 nucleotides long. NCBI's taxonomy places the organism in Eukaryota, Metazoa, Chordata, Mammalia, Carnivora, Phocidae. The record is from RefSeq and is a predicted model, not a curated record.